UCUUAGUCUCAGACACACGCACUCCUCCAAUUCAGCUAAGAUGUUCCGCUACAUGCUUGUUGCCUCCGCCUUCUUGGCCUGCGCCUACGCCGCUGCCUCCUACAACCAGGAAGCUGGUGCCUACAUUACCAAGAGUGGUGCCGAUAUCCAACCCGACGGUCACUACAACUAUGCCUACGAGACCAGCAACGGAAUCGCUGCCCAGGAGUCCGGACUCGGAGGAUACCAAGCCAACGGAGGUUUCUCGUGGUACUCGCCGGAGGGAGAGCUCGUCCAGAUCGCGUACGUGGCCGAUGAGAACGGCUACCAGCCCCAGGGAGCCCUCCUGCCCACUCCUCCCCCGAUCCCAGCUGCCAUCCUAAAGAGCCUGGAGUACAUCCGCACCCACCCCCAAUACGUGGAGCAACAGCAGAAAUUCCGCGGUUAAGCAGUUUCGCAAGACUUAUGUGAAAACCUGUUAAAAGCUUUAUUAGAGUUUGUAAAAAUGUUAUUGUGGAGUUGAAAUAAAUAAAGAUGUGAAUAAAACUUAAA
Messenger RNA from Drosophila rhopaloa, 531 nucleotides. RefSeq names its product larval cuticle protein LCP-17 (gene Cpr67Fa2). Lineage: Eukaryota; Metazoa; Arthropoda; Insecta; Diptera; Drosophilidae. The record is from RefSeq and is a predicted model, not a curated record. Gene Ontology annotation, cellular component: chitin-based extracellular matrix. The transcript has 2 exons. Gene Ontology annotation, molecular function: structural constituent of chitin-based larval cuticle. The coding region runs from base 41 to 427 and encodes 128 amino acids.